GAAUCAAUCCAUAUGUGGAUGUGGUUUGAGUGUUGGAUUGUGUACUCCGUAACCAACGAGUGGAAGAGGAAGAGUCUUGCAGUCGGACAGAACAAAGGAUAGAAAGCAUGUCGAAUGCCGUCGUCAAUGGACUGGCCGGAGCUGGUGGAGGCAUCAUCGCUCAGAUCAUCACUUAUCCACUCCAAACGGUGAACACUCGUCAGCAAACCGACAGGGUUGCCAAGAAAGGUCUCCUCUCCUCCAAUUCUAAUUCUAGUUCUAAUUCUGGCACAGAUUCGUUAUCUUCCCAAUCCCAUCCUCCCUCUCAUGGCGGUGGCACUCUAAUGCAAAUUCUCAAGGUUAUAAGAACCGAAGGUUGGGGUGGAUUGUACAGUGGACUCAAACCCUCUCUGUUUGGCACCGCUGCGUCUCAGGGCAUCUAUUACUAUUUCUAUCAAAUCUUCAAGAACAAGGCCGAAGCCCUUGCAGUUGCCAGGAAAAAGAAAGGACUUGGCGAUGGUACUGUUGGCAUGUUCUCUUGGCUUCUCGUGGCAGCCAUUGCUGGAUCAUUGAAUGUCUUGUUUACGAAUCCUAUAUGGGUUCUUGUGACUCGUAUGCAAACCCAUACCCAAGCAGAGACGAAGAUUAUGGAAGCGAAAAGAGAGGCUAUUCUGAGGGAAGCUGCUGCAACUGCUCCAACUAGUUUGAUGGAUGUUUCUACUGCUUUGCAAGACAAGUUAAGCAAACUAGAUUCGAUCAAACCUAGUCCAUAUGGAACUGCACAGGCAGUGAGAGAGGUUUAUUCUGAAGCAGGGAUUAAAGGGUUCUGGAAAGGUAUAAUACCUACACUUGUCAUGGUAUGCAAUCCAUCUAUUCAAUUCAUGAUUUAUGAGAGCUUGUUAAAGCAUUUGAAGGCAAAACGUGCUGCAACAAAGCAAAGUUCAAAAGGGGUUUCUGCUUUAGAGGUGUUCUUGGCUGGGGCUUUGGCUAAACUGGGAGCAACUGUGGUUACCUAUCCAUUGUUGGUUGUCAAGUCAAGACUUCAAGCAAAGCAGGAGAUUGGUGGUGGUAACAUUUCAUUACAAUAUACAGGUACAGUGGAUGCCAUAGUUAAGAUGAUUUGUUAUGAAGGAUUGCCUAGUUUUUACAAAGGGAUGAGCACAAAGAUAGUGCAGAGUGUUUUCGCUGCCUCAGUCCUCUUCAUGAUCAAGGAGGAGCUAGUAAAAGCGUUUCACAUCCUAUUAGAUAAGAUCCCAAAAGCCAUUCCAAAAUCCCAAUAGAGUCGACUAAUGAUU
This is a messenger RNA of Telopea speciosissima, 1274 nucleotides long. Its product is annotated as peroxisomal nicotinamide adenine dinucleotide carrier-like. Bases 108 to 1259 code for a protein of 383 amino acids. Gene Ontology annotation, biological process: nucleotide transport; transmembrane transport. NCBI's taxonomy places the organism in Eukaryota, Viridiplantae, Streptophyta, Magnoliopsida, Proteales, Proteaceae. The transcript has a single exon. The record is from RefSeq and is a predicted model, not a curated record.